AGAAGGUCAGGAGGAGCUCAAGAAUCAGCUUUGCUGAAAAAGCCUUGGCAGGAGGAGCGUGGCUUAAAAAACAUUAUCUAGGCUAUCUUGAAAAAAAAAAUUUUUUUUGAGAAAUUCUCAUCCAAUCUAGUGGUUGCCAAAAUUGUAACAGUUAAAUUAGUCUCUAGGUAAUAGAAAUAUUAUAUUUUAUGAGGUUUGUUAAAGAUUAUUAGAAAUCAAGGAUACAAAAUAAUAAACCAUGUGCCUAGGGCUGAUUAGCCUAUUCACCACCUACUUAAUACACAUUGCAAUGUCUGAGUAGAGGAAGAGGCCAAAGUAGGCAUUACAGCCAGUUUAAAUACUAAUUGUGAUCUCGCCCAGGUGGGGACUUAGGUAAGAUUAUAAGGAAUUCUGGGAAGUACCAAAGACUUCUGGGGAUUGAAGUCUGGGGUUCAAAUCUCCAUUUUUACAUUAUCUAGGUCAAAUGGCUCUCCCUUUUUUUUUCUGUUACCUAUUCUUCUUAUACUUGGAUAAUACUUGUUCCAGUGCCAUUCCCUUUGAGAUAUCCCUUCUUUGGAGAUAUUUUAUUUGGUUAAUAUAUUUACUUAAAAAAUGAACCAUUGAGUAAUCUGAUUUUUUCUUGUUUGGCUGCUAACAUUUUUUUCUCCUUUGAAAAUUGAAAAGUUGUUUGUAAAAUUGGGCUUCUAAGAUAAUGAUGUAAUUAAUUUGAGUUUUUAAAUCUUAUUUAGGACUGCUUACUUUCUACAAGCAGAGAGAGGGGUAGCAAAUAAUUUGAACUUGUGAUAUUAGCAGAAUGGGGCUUUUUGCCUAUAAAAAUUCCUUCUGAUUUUGAUGGGACACUGAGAGCUUAAGUGACUUGCUUACAACCCCACAAUACUUAUCUUAUUAGAAGCAUUAUUUGAAUUUGGACCUUUCUCACUCAAGCUGAUUUUUUUAUUACCUAUAUAGGCCCCAUUGCCUCUUUUAGAUAAGAUUAAUCAUGACAUAUAAAGCUAUAUACACUAGCUUUUCCAACCACCUCAUUUUUCACAUGAGGAAAAUGAGUCCCAGAUAGGUUAAAAUGACUUGCCCAAGGUCAUAGGUAAUAAAUAUCAUGUGUUGGAUUUGAUCUCUACUCCAGAGUCAGUGCUUUCUAUCCAAAUAAGGAACAAAAUAUUGUUCUUUAAAAAUUCGUGAUAGAAUAUUAGCUCUCUUUAACUCAUCUUACUUGUUAAAAGGAAAUGAUAUAAUUCUUUUUUUGAAAACAGGAAUACCAAAUCUGGAUAAAGUAACUUUUCCUUUAUCUUGUAUCUCCUGAAAUUAACUCCAUUUAAAAUCUGUAUCAUUGUGACAUUAAAUUAUUUCCAUUAUGUUUCUUAGAGUUACUGUAUUUUAGUAUGAUUAAUAAAAGCAAUUCGUUUUCUACAGCCAUUUAAAAAAUCAUGGAAAAACCCCAGGAAAACAAAAAUCUAGUUCCAAUAACAAACCGUAACUUAUUUAUCGUACUUUCUUUUAUUAGAUGUUUUGGAUUUAAGCCAGCCGCAAAUCUAACCUGCAAAAAUCUCAUCCAAAGAAGUAGGUUUUUGAGAAUACUCCUAAUAAUGUGAUUUCAAAAUACUAACAGAUAAAGGCAGUUUAUCAGCAUAAAUUUUACAGAUCUUAUUCAAAUGACUGCAUAGAAAGGGCAUGUUACUCUUUUUUUUUUUAAGGUACUAAUCGAGGACAUAUUAUUCUCAAGUUGAAAAUAUCUUGAAUUUUCCCUCAAAAUCUUCCUUCAGAAAAAGUGCUUUAAAACCUCAUUUGGGGGAUAUUAGAAAUUUUGAGAUUUGUUCUUUUAGGUGUGUAUUAGAGAGCAGUCAUAUUUUAGUAUGAAUGUAAUUUAUCUUGUUAAAUUAUGGAUCAUUCUAUAAGGAAUUAAAAUUAAGGGUUUGACUAAAAUAUAUGAAACAUAAGUAAUAUGAUAGUCACCAAUUUAAAAUAUUAUAGCACAAGUCAAAAUGACUUUCAGUAGUUUUUAUUUACAAAAUAGGUAGAGAGAAUGAAAGUUGAGAAAUACAGAAAGGGUAAAGAAGAUAUUUAGCCUAUCACACUAAAUAUUGCUCCAGUGCUUUACUCACCAUGACUUGUUAACACUUGACUGGAAUUAAUCUCUUUCCUGAAGUCAGGAAAGGAAAGUCAGCUAUUCACUCAUCAAAGUUCCCUCCAAGAGUCAGUUUGAACUGAAGAAGACGAUCUGUCAAAGACAACUCCUGAAGCCAACCUCUAGUCCCAGAAAUUCAGGGCUUUUAUAGUGACUUCUUGUCCUUUCCGUUCUUCACAGGGGCCAAUCACAGCUUUCAAAUUGUCUAGCACUGCCCAGAAGGUCAGUGUCUUGCAGGAUCCACUUUGUAUCCUCUGGAGGUGUAAACUCUUAUCUAAAGGAUUCACAAUUUCCUGACUGAUUGAGUUAUUACCUACUUUAGCCCAUUUUGACUUACAAACAUUCUCAUUUAGUAUCUGAUGAAGAUAUUGAUGAUGAAGAGUUUUAUGAUGAUCAUUUGGAAGCUUAUUUUCAACAAUUAGCAUUCCCAGAAAUGCUAAGUGAAGAUCAAGAAAAACAGGAACUUCCAGAAUCUAGCCCAGCUUUUAGGAUAUCAAUUGAUCAUCUCAGUGAGGUCAAUGAAAAUAAUAGACCAAACAGACCUAGAUCAGAAGAUUGCGCCUCUGUGUAUUCUCUUGGAACGCAAAUUGUUAUGAAAUCUAUACUUAAUUCCAGACAAGAUGGAAAGGAUCUUAUUGCUCCAGUUGUUUCUGAAAAUGAAAACUGUAUUGAAAAAAAUAAAGGAAAUAUGGAUAAUAUGCCAUUGUUUUCUUCUGAUCCAUGGGAAAUUGAAAAAAACAGACCAAGAGAAGAAGAUAAUACUUUAGUAUAUAAUUCUUCAGUGGAUAAUGUUACAUAUUGUGAGGACACGAAUAUUGAUCAAGGUAAUUUUGAUCUUUACCCCUUAAAAUUGGGGGAACAGUCCACUCAUCAGAAUAGUACUUUAUCAUCAGAUUCUGAAGCUCUCUUGCCCUUAACUGAUGAAUCCUUAGAAGAUUUCAUAACUCCUAAAAUAGCUGUGCAAAAAAAUGUGGAUGCAAAUUCUUUGGAGCCUCAUGAUAAUGAUCCUUUCUGGUCAUCUACUAUUGAAAGAAGAAUUUGUCAGAAUUGGACCUCUACUGAAAAUAAUGAAAAAGGUGAUCUACCACAUAGUGUGGUCUAUCAAAAUGAAGAAGGUAAAUGGGUGACUGAUCUUGCUUAUUAUACUUCUUUUGAUGAAAAACAAGAUUUAAAUCUUUGUAGAGAUAAUGAAGUAAAUGAAGAAUUCAGAACUGGAUCUGAAGCAAUGGCUUUGAUUAUACAAGAUGAAAAAGAAUUUGAAAGAGAACACAGAUUUAUGCAGGAAGAGAAAAUAGAUCUUCAGAACACAUCAGGUGCCCUAGGGGAUACAUCAUGGAAUGCAUCUGUUAAUUAUAAUCUAUUAAGGAGAUCACUAACCACAUCAGAUAUGACUGGUAAUGAUGCCAGCUACUUGCGGCUUUCUUUAGGGGAGUUCUUUGGUCAGAGAUCUGAAGCGCUUGGCUGCCUUGGCGGGGAUUUUAAUGUAAAAAGGCCAUCGUUUGGUUACUUUAUUACAUCUCCAGAAAAAAGAGAACCUGUAGCUCUAUUGAGGGAAUCUGAUGUAUCAGCAGACAAUUUAGAGCAAGAUCAAGAGCAGCAUGUUCUCUUCUCAGAAAGUGUAAAAGAAAAAUUCAAGGAGCCAGUGUAUGAUGAAUCAACUACAUUUAACACUGAUGAUUUGGAAACCCCUUCAGAAAUAGAUGAAAAUGAUAUAAUUUUUAAAGGAAGAACAGAGGACAUUUCAGUCAUCAAAAGCAAUAGUGAAAGAUGUGAGGACAAGAUUCCUGAUUGUAAUGAUACUAUACCCAAUAUAAGUACCAUUGCUUCAGCUAUUGCUAAUGCCUCAGUGAGUGCUGAGCCUUCCCAAUUAGCUGCUAUGAUAAUGGCACUUUCAAAUAAAAGCAAACAGAAUACUUUUCUAGAAGCUAGUAAAGUGAAGGGCUUAACUCUCGUGAAUCAAAUGUUACCUAGUCAUGCAGAAAAUAAUGGAAAUGAUACAUUUGAUAUGGAGAAAUACCUAAAAAAAACAGAAGUUAGUAGAUAUGAAGGCAGUUCUGAUAAUUUUUUGAGAACUGGGUUAUCUGGUACCUGGGAUUUAUCCUUAUCCAGUAAUCCAACCACACAAGAUUUUCUUGAGAUAGAUUUACACACUGACUGUGUGAAUGUAAGGGAAACAGAGAAAAAUCCAGAUGUUAUCUUUAAUAAAGAAACAGAAAUAGAGAAUAAGGCAUCAUUGGGUGCAUCUGAUUUAAGUAAAAAUAUUGUACAACGCUGGGGUAAGAAACAGUGUGUGGAAAACACUGACAAAAUUAUUGCUGAACAUUUGUCACCCAAACAAAUCUUGGCAUCAGGAAAAAAUAUAAGACAAUCCUUAAUGGAUGAUACUUCUGAAAAUGAACGGUCAUUCAAAGCUACAUCUUCCUUAGCAACACAGAUUGCAAGCAAAGCCACAAAUCCCCUAAACUCACUCCUUUCUAGUGGAGAUAGAGCAACAGUUAAUAAGAUGUUUUCCAUGAAUGCCAGAAUACCAGAUGUUAGUACAGGUGAAAAGCCCAAUAUGAUUAGCACCCCGAAGCCUGGUAGUUAUUUGCCAGUAAGAAAGUCCACUGCUGUAUUCAGCUUGACACCUGCAGAAUAUAAAGAAAUAAAUGAUAGUAGAGAAACCCAGAUUCAAAGCGAGGAUGAUUGUGAGCCAUACAGCAGUGAAAAGCAUGUGACUUUUCCCAAAAAUAUUGGAACAAACCAUUGUUUAACCAAUUUGAAAAACACCUCUUCUGAACGGGAUGCACAGCGUUUAGAAGAUGAACAGUUAAGCUUUAGACCUUCAACUUCACCACUGAUUCAUUCUUCUCCUAGUGAAAUUCCUGAAACACCUACUUCAGGAACUGAAUCACAUUUUGUUAGCUCAUCAGGUCAUCUUCAGAGACCUUGUGAUAGUGCAUUACCUCAGUCUGUAUGCUCAAGUCCUAGUAUGGCUAGGUUAACCUACAUUUCUGUCUAUGACAAUACCUCUCAUAUAGCUGUUGAAGAUAUUUCUGAGAAAAGUCAGAGCACUGCUCCCAGUGAGCUGAGCACGACAAUUGUUCGAGCCAGCCCAAUUCCUUUGGCAGAACAGACUAUGGAUAAUGUUAAAGAGAAGGAACCAUUACAAAGUAGUGAUAAAGUCUCAAGUAUUAAUUCAAACAUCUUGGAUAAGAAUGUGGAAAUAGAUCUGCCUGCUCCUUCUGAUGACAAAACUGAAGAUCCACUAUCAAAAUCCAAAGUUUUUGCACACUGUCUUAAAAGUGGUCAACCAUUUCUUCAUAAUGAGUUGGGCCAAGUAAUUGGGCCCUUACCAAGUAAAACAUGUCUUUUCCAUCCAGCUUUGUCAUCUAAGAUAGAUACACCUCUGCCUUGCCAGGACUGUGUGACUCAGAAUCAAGAAUUGACCUCUACAAAUAUGUUACCUCCAUUCAGUGGUUUUAGCAGCCACAUUCAGUUACCUCAGAAUACUUCAUGUGAUCAAUAUGUGCCAGUUCAGAGCUUAAAUUCUCAGGACCUUACUUCUGAAACACAGGCUUUCUCUGGUGCAGUUCCCACACUCCUUCCUAAGAAAUCUCUUACAACACCAAUUGCACAGCAGUAUUUGGGGACUAUAUCAACAGGAAAUGUUGCUUUGUCUCAGUAUCAUAUUGGUAGUUCUACAGUUUAUGGUCAUUCAGGAGGAUUUCCCUGUACUUCCAUUUCAAGAGAUCACAUUCACAAUUCUGUUGCAGUGGGCAUGUGUCUAGGAAAUAAUGUUGGUUCUGGAUUAUUCGGUCCUACUUCCCUUUGUAAUGCUCAUUCAAACACAUUAAGUCAAAAUCUUUUGAGUACUGUAAAGCCAUUUCCUGGGCCACCCAUUGGAACUUAUGGAAUUGAACCGUGGGAAUCACAAGUUGCAUCAGAAUUUGGGAAGGUCAGAGUACCUGAAGAGUUAAAGUUUCCUCAUGCAUGUUGUGUGGGCAUUGCUUCUCAAACCACUCUUAGUAUUUUUAAUCCAACUGAUCGUUGGUUACAGGUUACCAUUGGAACACUUAGCAUUACUAUCAAUGGUGAAAAGGUUGAUUUCUCAACAUGCCAUUGUUUGGUUUUUAAAAAUAAAACUGUUAUAGGACCACAUGCUACAGAAGAGAUAAAAUUUCUUUUCAUGCCAACCCACCCUGGGAUUUUUAGAUGCUUGUUAAGAGUUUCUUCCUGGCCUGUUUCGUCAGAUUCGGACACAAUAGCACAGGCAGAAGCUUUAGCAAGUAAGGUUGUCUUAACAGCUCUUGCUGAAAAUCCUGUUGUGGAGGUGGAGCCAAUCAACACAGACUUCCUUGAUUUUGGAGAUCUAACUUAUGGAAGUUGGAAAGUUCUCCCAUUAAAGUUGAUAAACAAAACUCAUGCUGUUGUUCCAAUUAGACUUAUCAUCAAUGCAAAUGCUAUAGCUUGGCGUUGCUUUACAUUUUCCAAGGAACCAGUUAGUCUUUCUUUGGAGACUGCUCUUCAGAGCGAUGUAAUUACUCAGCAUAAUGUUCCUUCUGUUAUAAACCAUAUGAUGUAUGCCAGCCGUGAUGGACAUGAUCCAGAAUUUCUGAAGAUUUGGGUUAUUUUCCAUGCUCCAAAAAAACAGAUCUCUGCUUCAGAGAACCUGGGCCCAGCAGAAGAAUUUUUGGCAAGAAUUGAUGUGGAAGUUGAUAGCCCAAGCCCUACUACUGUUAUAAAAAGUGUUGCUCUUCGCGCAAGAGUAGGAAUAGCCAGGAUUCAUGCUCCAAAAGACUUGCAGAGAAUGUAUUUGUUUGCUUGUGUGGGUUCAUCAGCAAGGCAAUUCUUGCCUUUGAAAAAUGCUGGAAAUAUCAAUGUCUACUUAAACAUUAAGAUUUCAGAUCAACUGAGUCACUUUUCUGUAGACCCAGAGAAUCUCUUUCUUAAACCUGAAGAAGAACAAGAAGUUGCAGUUUCAUUUGCCCCAAAGGAGUUCAAAAUUUAUGAAGACAGACUCUUGAAAAUACUGGUGCAGCCAUCUGGGCCUCAGUAUGAAGUAGUGUUGAAAGGUGAAGUAGAUUCUUCAGGAAACAAAUAUAAGAUACCCGCACCUUCCUCUCACUACUCAGAUGUUCCACCUGUUUUAUCUAACAAGCAGUUCAUGAUGUGGGGAGGUGUCGCACUUGGAAGAAUACAUCUGCAGAAACUAGCACUCAGAAAUAACUCUUCAUCUACAACCCAGCAUUUGCGUCUGUUGAUAAGAGGACAGGAUCAGGAUUCUUUUCAGCUUCAAAAUACUUUUAGUUUAGAAGAACGACUAACAAGUAACUGUGAAAUCAGAAUUCGCCCAAAAGAGGAUAUUAACAUCUAUUUAAUGUUUGCACCAACCCGAAUAUCUUGUAUGCUGGCUAAACUUGAAAUUAAACAGCUAGGAAUUCGAUCACAACCAGGCAUUAAAUUCAGUAUACCAUUGUCUGGAUAUGGAGGAACAAGUAAUCUUAUUUUGGAGAAUGUUAAGAAACUCUCAGAUAGUUACAUGGUAACAGUAAAUGGCCUAAUUCCUGGAAAAGGAAGUAGAGUUCUUUUCUCUGUGAGAAAUACAGGUUCUAGAGCGGCUUAUGUUAAGGCAAUAUGUUUUAAGGACUCUCAAGCAAAAGUUAUGUUGGAUACUCAAGAGAUGAGGAUUUUGCCAGAUAAAUUUGUACUCAAAGAUGGAGGAGAAGAGACAAUCACUUUAAUAUAUAAUCCAACUGAAAAGGAGAAAAAUUGUCAAACUGCAACAUUAUUGUCAACAAUAUAUUUCUUUGGUGGAGAUGAAAUAUCAAGACAGCAAUAUCGAAGAGCUAUGCUACAUAAGCCAGAGGUGAUAGAACAAAUACUUCCAGAACAUUGCUUGCUAAAGAAUAUUUGUUUUGAUGAAGCAUUUCAAAAUGAGCAGCUAAUAACUGAAGUGUAUGAUCUUCCCGAAAGGCCAAAUGAUGUCCAGCUCUUUUAUGGAAGCAUGCGCAAAAUAAUUCUUUCUGUAAUUGGUGACUUUAGUGCUACAAGUUCUAAUCUUGGUUCACUUCAGCAUUGUUUAAAACACAACUUAUCUUCUGACAGUGAAUCCAGAAAUUCUGAAAGGCAUAUCAACAAUGUUUCUUUGGAUGUUCUUCCAGUUAAAGGACCUCAGGGUUCUCCCCUUCCUUUAAAACCUGCUGCUGAACCAGGUCAAAAUACAUUAAUUUCUCAACAAACAUGGACUGUUCAACCAGAGCACUUAAUUCUGAGUGCUCCUUCUGUUUGUGGCAUGACAAAAACUGGUCACAUACAUAUCUUAAAUAAUUCUGUUAGGUCACUGAAAUUUGAACUCUCUUGGCCAGCUCAUUGUCUUACAGUAACACCACAACAUGGAGUUAUUAACCCAGAGAGUAGACUACUAAUUCUUGUAAGUCCUAAUUCAUCAUUUGGCACAAAGCCCUCAGCAUUUCCAUGGAGUGGUCUGAUCUAUAUACAUUGUGACAAUGGAAAAAAGAUUGUAAAGGUACAAAUUCGAGAAGACAUUACUCAGGAAGGUCCUUCAACCCACUUGGCCUUUAAACCAUUUUUAACAUCUGAGUCUCCAGUGAGUUAUAUGGUAAAACCAAUUACAAAACCAGCCUCCACAAAAGUUGAAAUAAAAAAUAAAACCAUCGCUUUUCCUGAAACAGAACGUGGUGAAACUUCAGAAAAUUAUCUGGAACUUGAAAAUAAUGGUGAUGAAGAAGCGAAGUGGAAUUUGUCAUCUUUUGCUCCAACUUAUGUCAAGGAUGUUGAUGAAAGCGGAGAUGUCUUUAGAGCUACUUACACAGCUUUCAGAUGUUCUCGUAUUUCUGGUACUUUGGAAGGUCAUGGAAAACAAAAGAUUGCUAUCACUUUUUUACCAAGAGAUAAAGGAAAUUAUGCUCAGUUUUGGGAAGUUGAGUGUUAUCCCAGUGCAGAACCUCACAUGAAACAUGCACUGAGAUUUCUGCUAUCUGGAGUGGGUAUUGGGCCAGAAGCUGGUUCAGAAAAAGUGUCUACCCAUGCUCUGAUAAAAACAGAUAAUCUAUGUAGGCCCAGAAAACGAACUGGCUCUGAGGCUUCUACUUUUGUACCUCGGCAAGUUGAUGUGGCUCAGCGAGGAGUUUAUGCCCCACAAGAUGUAUAUGUAUUUCUUCCAGUUAGAGUUGGAGAAUCAAGAACUGUAAAAGUUAAUUUACGGAAUAAUUCUUUCUCUACUCACUUGCUGAAGUUUUUAAGUCCCAGAGAGCCUUUCUCCGUCAGGCAUUCAAAAUAUUCUUUGAGAGCUCAGCAUUAUAUCAACAUGCCAGUCCAAUUCAAACCAAAGUCAGCAGGGAAAUUCAAAGGUCUCUUAGUGGUUCAAACAGAUGAAGGCAAAAGUGUUGGUAUUCAGCUGGUUGGUGAAGCUCUUGAAAAGUUCUAACUGGAAAGCAGUUUGUGGAAAAUAAAUUGUCAUAAUAGCUUCUUUUUUCUAUGUCAAAAUUAUAAUGCUUUUGUAAAUGUUUUGUAUUAUAAAUUGAGCUGUUUAACCAUUUUGUUUUUGCCCUAAUAUUGAAGACAACUGAAAUAUCAUGUUUCUCUUACAUUAUUGCACAUGUUUCUACAAAGGAGAAAAAUGUUCUAUUUUUACAUUUUACAUUAAUUAUGAUUUGCCAAUAAAGAUGUAUUUAUUUUAAUGCACUA
Molecule: messenger RNA, 9808 nt
Organism: Monodelphis domestica (gray short-tailed opossum)
Lineage: Eukaryota; Metazoa; Chordata; Mammalia; Didelphimorphia; Didelphidae
Source: RefSeq, a predicted model, not a curated record